Messenger RNA from Trichomycterus rosablanca, 1196 nucleotides. RefSeq lists its product as uncharacterized. The transcript has 6 exons. Gene Ontology annotation, cellular component: eukaryotic translation initiation factor 4F complex. Lineage: Eukaryota; Metazoa; Chordata; Actinopteri; Siluriformes; Trichomycteridae. Gene Ontology annotation, molecular function: translation initiation factor activity; protein binding; mRNA binding. Bases 1 to 1161 code for a protein of 386 amino acids. The record is from RefSeq and is a predicted model, not a curated record.
AUGAUUUCUCCAGCUCCAGCUUGUCCAGCUAUUCCUGCACAGCUUCCAGUGAGUGGCAGUGUGGACGUGGACUCUAGAGAGAAGUUGGAUCUUAAGACGAUCUCUGCAGAACCACUCUGCAGUGAACUAAAGGGGAAGGAGCAAGACAUAAUCAAGGGAUCUGAUGCCCUUCAAACCAGCUCUCCAUGUGCACCUCAGGAAAUCCCUGAACUGUCAGUGAUGAAUGGCAGUCUGAAUGUUCCUGUUGAAUCUGGAAAGGAGGUGGAACCACUGGUACCAGUAAUUGAUGUGGGAAUCGUUUCUGAUCCCACACCCAAUGAAGUGCCCAGUGAAGAAGCUUCCUUUGCUACUGGAAAAGCUGGUGAUGUCAAGUCAACCCCUACGUCUGAUCCCGAGAGACUGAUAAAGAACAUUGACACUGAGGAGAGACUCAAAGACAUCAUUGGUGUGAUUUAUGAAAAAGCAACAUCAGAGCCGAACUCCUCAGUGAUUUAUGCUGAUUUGUGCCUCCGACUUAAAGAGGUGAAGUUGGGCAGCACUACAAACUUUCAGAAGCUGCUGCUCAGUCGUUGCCAGGAGGAGCUGAAAAAGAGAAAGAAACUCGACAGUGUUCGUGGAAGGAAGCAAAAAGAGCUGGAUGCGGCCAUACAGGGCACCGACCUGGAGGACGAGAAGAUCAGAACCCUCCGGCGUUCCCUGUGCAAUAUGGAGUUCAUCGCGGAGCUCUUCAAACGCAAGUUGCUCCCAAGACUGUUCGUGAACAGCUGGAUUGAAGAACUGCUGCUUGUGAAUCCCACUGAAGGGAAUCUGGAGAGUCUUUGCAAGCUGCUGUCUGUCAAAAAUCGAACCGUUAAUACAUUCUGCCCUAGCAACAUCAACAAGUCACAGGCUGGUACCAAAGGAGGCAGCCGAGGAUCCAGAGAAAACAACAGUGCUGGUUUAAGAACAAAGUACUUUAAUGAGCACUCUGAUCGGGAUCAACACUGUUUUGAGCGGUGGGACAGAAGGGACAGAAGAUACACCGCACAGCCCGUGCGUCCUCGUCCCGAAAUUCAGAAACAUCACAGAGAGCAGAGUCCUAAAGCAGCCAGAGCUUCACAGAACAAAGCCAGACAGAACAGCUGCCUUCAGAACGAACGACUAUCUAAAACCAAUCACUAGCUAUUAAAAUUCUACAAUAAAAUUUCAUUACUGUU